This is a messenger RNA of Hemiscyllium ocellatum (epaulette shark), 1101 nucleotides long. RefSeq names its product transmembrane protein 74. NCBI's taxonomy places the organism in Eukaryota, Metazoa, Chordata, Chondrichthyes, Orectolobiformes, Hemiscylliidae. The transcript is spliced from 2 exons. The record is from RefSeq and is a predicted model, not a curated record. The coding region runs from base 1 to 1101 and encodes 366 amino acids.
AUGGUAAGACUCCAGUUCCCAGAGUGCUCCGCCUGUUGGAGAUCUGGAUUCCCGAGUUUCCGCUGCGAGUACAAUCCGGGAUUGACACAUCAUCAGGUCCAGAAUGUGAGCGGCGCAGCCCAGUGCAGGCAGGGAUCUCGGUCAGACACUGAUCCGCUUUCAGUUACACAGGGAAGGACAAGCCUGGAGCGAAAUAUCGCAGACAGCCUGGACCAGGCAGCUGCUUUCCAUCAGAGAUGCCUUAAAAGGACACCCCGUGGCCGGGAGGUGGAGGGAGAGACCUCGCUUUGUCAAAUGGCUUCCGUGGAAUUGGUUUACCUGGGCGAAGGCAACAGUCAACCGUGUGCAUGGAAGGAACUGGAGUGGGGAUUGCACGCGUCGUUCCCGCGCCUGUCCGGUUCAGCACCAGGGACAGCUCCAUACGAGUGCUACAGCUACAAACACGGGCAGCAGCAGCAGCUGCAGCACCCGGCCGGCAAGGACAGCAAGGUGUGCUACUGCGACCAGCAACUUGAAACAUCUUUCACUUAUGUGGACGAAAAUGUCAACUUGCAGCGUGCCAGCCCGACUCUGUCCGACAAAAGCUACACCAUGCAGUCCUACCACGGCUCUUCCGGCGACAUCAGGGCUAUCCCCGACGGGCUGCAGGAACUCUCGACGGAGUCUGAUGAUGACAGCUCGUCCGAGAGCUCGGACACAUCCGUGGACUACGGCUUUAUCAGCGCCCUGCUCUUCCUGUUCAGUGGGAUCACGCUGGUCAUCAUAUCCUACGUGAUCCCCCGCGACGUGACUGUGAACCCAGACAGUGUUUCAGCCCGGGAGAUGGAGAACCUUCAAAAGGAGAGUGCCCGGAUCGGGGCUCACCUGGACCGGUGUGUCAUCGCGGGACUUGGCCUUUUGACCCUGGGGGGAAUCCUCCUCUCCACUUUGUUAAUGAUAUCAAUUUGCAAAGGUGAACUGUAUCGAAGGCAGAGGUUCGCAGCUGUGGGAAGAUCGGGAAAAAUCUAUGGGUCUUUUAGCUUUCGCCUGAAAUCUCCAGGUCCCAACAGUUCCAUCCAGCGGUUUCCAAUGGAUGGAGAGGACACUAUGACCAUUGAUUAA